AUGAAUUGCAAAACCGAGCUGCAGGAAAGCCAGCAGCAGGAACCGGCCGCGCAGGAGCAGCAGCCUGCGCCGAUCCAGCAGCAAGCUGACUCGGGAGUAGAGGUACUGAAGAGUCCCUCCGCCCGAGGAUCCAAGCGACCACACCCCGUGACCCCACCGAAAGACAAGAGCUCCGGAGCUGUGCAGAAGCAGAAGAGCCCGAGUGACGACGAUGAUGGCGACGACGGUGUGCCGAAGAUCAUGAGUCUCUCUAGCAUGACAAAGUUGGAGAAAGAGAAAGUGAAACGAAUCGUGACGCCAAAGCGGGGGUCGGGAAACUUGGAGGUGCCUGAGAACAUCUUCGAGAUGUGGAAGGAUGCAGGAAAGGGGCGGGACAAUUUGUUCCGUAUGUGGGCAAAAGCUGGUGGGGCUGUUUUUAUGGAAUCCGUGACCAUCCUCACGAAAACCUCGAGAAGCAAGAAGCUGGAAGUCAAGGGCGGCUUCUACAGCAAAGAAGAUAUGACCCGCGUGGACAAAGUCGUCGCCUGGGCAACCAAGAAAGGGCUGUUUCGGACCUGCGAGUACGAUGACGAGACGCUCGAGUACUGGGUGAACAUCAGGACGACCGGGACGUUGACGAAGGAGGACACGGAAUGCCUUGAAAGGCAGCAGAACUACCAGGGCGAGGGAGGGGACGAUCUGCGCUUCAAGCCGGGGGUUCAUGUCGAUGGCUUCAUCUUUUCUGAUGAUGACCCGAUGAUUCAUGGCUCCGAAGCGAAGCGUGAAGGUGGCCAGCACAAGAGUGCCCCCGCUGCGUCCCAAAUCAAAGAGUACAUGAAGCAAGUGCUCAGAGCGAAAAGCUCCAUGGAGGGCUUUGUGGACAAGAUCCGGACCGCAGUGCCUAGGGGGCCUAAGGAGGGAAAGGCCAAACAGUUGCUAGCCUGA
Messenger RNA from Symbiodinium necroappetens, 924 nucleotides. NCBI's taxonomy places the organism in Eukaryota, Dinophyceae, Suessiales, Symbiodiniaceae. The record is from the annotation of a GenBank genome assembly.